GAGCGUUUCGGGGAUACCGAGAGCUCACCUCACACCAAAACGACCUCGAAACAGCCAUAUCGGUCGCCGAUUUCGUUUUCACCUUAGCUUGCGACCGCGAAUCACCCGCAUCGGUCGCCGUUUUUACCCUAGCGCACCAGCCUCGUGGCUCCGCGAUCACUAUGGCUGCGAACGAUGGGCCUAAGCUGCUCUGGAACCCAGACAAUGUCCGAGAUGUCGCCGAUUCAAUAGGAAUAUCGCUUUCCGACGAGCCACUGCGCGUGCUCGCCCAGGACGUCGAGUACCGCAUCGGCCAGGUCAUCGUUGAGGCUCUUCGCUUUAUGCGCGCCGCCAACCGCACCACGUUGACAGUGCAGGACGUGUCACAGGCGCUCAAAGUGCUCGACGUCGAACCAUUGUAUGGUUACGAAUCAACCCGGCCACUGCGAUACGGCGAAGCGAGUCUUGGCCCCGGUCAGCCGCUUUUUUAUAUUGACGACGAGGAGGUCGACUUUGAGAAGGUCAUCAACGCCCCGCUACCGAAGGUGCCGCGGGAUAUGAGCUUUACCGCUCAUUGGCUUGCCGUCGAGGGCGUUCAACCAUCCAUCCCCCAAAACCCAACGACUGCCGAGACCUCGUCCAAAGACCUCUUGCCCAAGGGGCCCGGCGCGAACCCGGCCUUGGCAGCCCUAGCGGGCAACGACAACGUCUCGUUCCGGCCGUCGGUCAAACACGUCAUCAGCAAGGAGCUGAUACUGUAUUUCGACAAGAUCCAAGCCGCCAUUCUCGACGACGAUCCGGACGAGGAAAAGACCAGACUCCGCGAAGCGGCCCUCGAAUCCGUCCGCUCCGAUCCCGGCCUACACCAGCUCCUCCCCUACUUCGUCAACUUCAUCACCAACCAAGUGACGCACCACCUCGAUGACCUGUUCAUCCUGCGCCAGAUGAUGGAGCUCGCCGAGGCGGUCAUCCAGAACCCGAACCUCUUCCUCGACCCGUACGCGAGCGCCCUCUCGGCCCCCGUGCUCACCUGCCUCAUGUCGCGCAAGCUGGGCGGGGCCGCGGCCGACGAGGGGUCCGACACGCUGCGGGAGCAGUACAACCUGCGGGAGCUGGCGGCGGGCCUGCUGGCCAUGGUGGCGCGCAAGUACGGGGCGACCAACGCGCUGCUGCGGCCCAAGCUGACGCGCACGUGCCUCAAGCACUUCCUCGACCCGACGCGCCCGCCCGCCGUGCUGUUCGGCGCCAUGCGCGGCGUCGCCGCCUCGGGCGGGCCCGAGGCCGUCCGCGUCCUGGUCCUGCCCAACCUCAAGAGCUUCGACGGCGCCGUGCUGCAGCCCCUUCACGAGAAGGGCGAGCCCCACGCCAUGGAGCUCGAGAUGCUCGUCGGCGGCAUCAUGAAGGCCGUCGAGACUCUGGUCGGCGGGUCCGGUAUCCCCGUCGCCAACGGCGUUGCGGAUGUGGACCUGUCUAGGGAGGGCGAGCAGGUUGCCGAGUUCCUGGGGCCGAUCAUCGGGCAGAGGGUUGCGCGCCUGGGAAACCACGCGCUAAACAGGGCCAUUCUGGAGGUCCGGCAUUUGGAGUAGAGAGGGGUUUCUGCUACCUGGGUGAUUCAAUAUAUUCGCGUGAGAAAGCACGCUAGGGUAAGCACGGCGUUAAGGGGUCUAAGAGCUCGAAGGUGGGACCGGGGUUGGGCUUGGGCUUGUCAUUUGUUUGUAUGGCGUGCGUUGGGAGUAUCGGCGCAGGAAAUAGCGGACGUCGGACAUGGAUAGUAGUAAUUUCGAUUACCAUCACUUGC
Chaetomium fimeti is the source of this 1777-nucleotide messenger RNA. Its product is annotated as TAF6-like protein. Gene Ontology annotation, cellular component: SLIK (SAGA-like) complex; SAGA complex; transcription factor TFIID complex. The coding region runs from base 162 to 1565 and encodes 467 amino acids. The record is from RefSeq and is a predicted model, not a curated record. Gene Ontology annotation, biological process: RNA polymerase II preinitiation complex assembly; transcription initiation at RNA polymerase II promoter. The transcript has 2 exons. NCBI's taxonomy places the organism in Eukaryota, Fungi, Ascomycota, Sordariomycetes, Sordariales, Chaetomiaceae. Gene Ontology annotation, molecular function: protein heterodimerization activity; transcription coactivator activity; RNA polymerase II general transcription initiation factor activity.